This is a messenger RNA of Verticillium nonalfalfae, 834 nucleotides long. RefSeq lists its product as uncharacterized. The record is from RefSeq and is a predicted model, not a curated record. Bases 1 to 834 code for a protein of 277 amino acids. NCBI's taxonomy places the organism in Eukaryota, Fungi, Ascomycota, Sordariomycetes, Glomerellales, Plectosphaerellaceae. The transcript is spliced from 3 exons.
AUGCGCUAUAACACGGACGGAGACCUGAUCACGGACGAGCUCGUGGCGAAGAUGUGGCCUGUCCGCGUCCCACCCUCGGCCCAUUCGCAGCUCGACUUCCUGUCCAAGUUUGCUGAAAAGCCAGCUGGUGUCCAGGAGGAAGAAGAGUCCAAAGCAGAUGAGGACGACGACUGGUGGCAAUAUCUUUCUUCGGAGGAGCAAGAGCAGCAGGCCCAGCCUGCUAAUAUCGAAGAUUCAGUUCAACGAUGGCUCGACGCCCCCGAGGAAGAAAGUGUCUCUUUGGUGGAGCCAGAACCCUCCCUCGAAGACCGCCUCGCCAGGCUGACCAUGCCGUCGCCCAUCUCUGUCCCGGAUGUACCGCAGGGCCACCGCUCCCGACAAGCCCUAUCGACAAGCCGCCCUGCUUGGUCCAUCCUCCUCCCCUCCCACCAGAUGAAGCUCGACAGAGACGCCGCGGCCGGUUUCAUCUCGCGGUUCAAGGACGACAACACGGACGACGACGGCGAGACCGCCGGACGACCCUGGGACAACGACUUUGCGCUCGACCCAGCCGCCCGCCACCUCCCCGCCCUCCGUCAAGAUCGCCUGCCCGUCCGGAUCCCGACCCUGGCUGCUCUCGACGCCCAUCUGGACGCCAUGAACAUCCCGCGGUCCGGCUACCACCGCCCGCGCACCGCGCCCUCGCGCUCGUCCGUCUCGGCUUCCGACAAGCAGUCGACGGUGCCAUCGACAGCGCCCACGACCACCGCCAUUUCGAAGGCGUCCAGGAUUCCCGCGCCCGCGAAAAAGGUGCGAACACGCGGUAGACGACACCGCUUCAUCUUCUUCCGCUAG